Messenger RNA from Labrus bergylta (ballan wrasse), 2661 nucleotides. Its product is annotated as G-protein coupled receptor 84-like. Gene Ontology annotation, cellular component: plasma membrane. The record is from RefSeq and is a predicted model, not a curated record. NCBI's taxonomy places the organism in Eukaryota, Metazoa, Chordata, Actinopteri, Labriformes, Labridae. Gene Ontology annotation, biological process: neuropeptide signaling pathway. Gene Ontology annotation, molecular function: urotensin II receptor activity.
UUCAGCAAAGCAGAUCAGAUCACAGCAGACGUUUAUACUGCUAUGACAUCAACAAGUUGAAGGCAGCAGAGAACCAGCAAAUUCAGAAGAUUUAAGGCAAUAGAAUGCUGAUGAACCACACAAACCAAACAGAGGAAGACCUCUUCUCCUGCUACAGUCCAUCGGUCGUAGGUUACCGAUACUUUGCUGUGCUGUGGGGAUGUGCUGUGACCAUCAUCGGUACGUUAGGGAACCUGAUGACCAUUCUAGCCUUCACCUUAGACCCACGUCUGAGGACUCGCUUUAAUGCACUCAUCAUCAACCUGGCUGUAGCUGACCUCCUAUACUGCACCAUACUGCAGCCUAUGUCAGUUGACUCGUAUUUACACCUCAGGUGGCGCAGUGGUCAGCUCUGGUGCAGCAUCUUUGGACUGCUCCUUUUCCUCUCCAACUCUGUGUCCAUCAUCACCCUUUGCUUGGUAGCAUUGAGCAGAUAUCUCCUGGUUGCAAAAAGGGCCAUGUUUGACCGUAUCUUCUCCAACCAUGGUCUUAUUUUACUCCUGAUGUCAGUGUGGGCACUAGGUCUUGCCAGCUUUGGCCCACUCUGGCAUGUUUACGUGUUUGUGCCACAAGUGUGCACAUGCAGCUUCCAUCGGACCAGGGGUCGACCCUACACCACCAUCCUGCUUUUUGUCUACUUCUUUGUUGGUUUGGGCUGUGUUGGCGUAUUCUACCUCCUCAUUUACAGACAUGUCAUGAUUGCAUCGCAAGCUCUGGUCCGCUACAGAUUCAGCCGAAGGUCAUCUAGAAGGAAAGCAGCUCCUUCAUCACAGGGGACUGAUGACAGUGAUGUAGAGACUGGUAUUGUCAACACAUCUAGCUGUGAACUGAGCAACCAAGAAGAACAAACCCAAAAUAAGGAUGACAACGUUAAUAAGAGCUCUUCCAAGGCCCCAGUUUCAUCAGCAGCCAAAAGGUCUUCCUCUCACAUUGUCCCUGCCACAAAAACCCUAACAACUCAAGCAUCUUCUUACAACUCAGCAUCUUCAGGAGAUGAUCGCGAAUUUAAAUAUGUGACACGAAUGUGCUUUACUGUUUUUCUGUGUUUUGCAUUCUGCUUUGUCCCUUUUCUUUUGCUAAACAUAGCAGACAAACAUAACAGUGCACCCAAGGUAUUGCACAUGCUCAGUGCAAACCUUACGUGGCUCAACAGCUGUAUUAACCCGGUACUCUAUGCUGUCAUGAACCGACAGUUUCGACAGGCCUAUCACAUGCUUUUCACUAAAGCUAUUGCACCAUGCACCUGUCUCUUGCGCUGGAGAUGGCAUCUGCAAUCCUGAUUUUUCUGCAAGUUAUGUUGGUCUUACACCUACCAAGUUUUCAAGCAAUUGAAAGACUAGAAAGGCAUUCAGGAAGGUACAAGGCAUUUUUAGAUUGUAGCAUUCUUGUAGAGAGAUGUAAAUAUUGGGGUAACUUUUAAAAAUGUAUAUUUUAGCAAAAAAUACUUUUCAAGUACGUUUAAGCUAUUGAAUUCAAAUUUUCCUCCAUUACAAAACCAAAUCUGAUAUAAUAAUAAAUCCAGGUUGGCAUAUUAUCACUCAAAAUCCAACUCUAAAAUUCAUCCCAAAAUAAACGAGAUAUUUAUUUUAAAAUAUUGUAAUCUCAUAUUGCCAACUCGUGCAUGAUGGUAAAUAACCUCAAAAGGAAGUUUAAGUCUGCAGUUAGCGACUCUAUUAAAAGACUCCAGGCCAGCUGAUCGCACGUUCCACUGGCCCUUUGUGGCAUUAAAAAAAAUAUAUAUAUAUGAAUCUGAUGUAUGAUACAUUUGUAGGUAGUGGUGCAGGUUAUCAAUUUGUCUUGUUGAAUAGUAGUAAACUUGAUAAUUACAAAUAAAAAAUGUUUUAAAGCUUUCUGACAUGUCAUCAUGUAUUUCACUUUAAAACUAAAGGUACAUAUUUGAAGAAUAUUAAUAUCAGAAAUAGUCACACUGUCACACUUCAAAAAAAGUGAGGAUAGCAUCACAGGACUUGGAGAAAGUUGCCUUACUGAAUGAUGACUCAUUCAGUAAGUGAGAUAAUUAAAUAUUAGGCUAUAAUAUAACGUAAGAAUACGAGAACAAUGGGGGGAAAAAAAGCAAUAAUUCCAAGAGUUUUUUAAUUUUACUGCAGACAAAACAAAUGUGAUCUUUUAGUUUCCCAUCAUUUAAGAUCCCUAGAAAUCAGAAGAUCAGAUCUAUUCUUAAAUUACGUUUUUUUUAUACAACUGUAACACAACCUCCCAUUUUGUUUCCUAACAACAUUAGAGUUGUACAAUGACAGUUCAAAUCCUUAGUUUCUUUAGCAUUUAUGUUAAAGCAACUACUAAAAAGUCAUUGAAGAGUGAUAUGUAAUGCACAAGCUGGUCGGACUUUUUUGUUAGGCUGCUUAAGACAGACUAAAACUUACACAUAUAGUAAUAAUAGCUGGUGCAACAGACCACAGGACAUUUAAGUCCAAAUUAUGCCUAAUUCUGAGAAGUCCAAAUUUUAACUUAAAACUAGACAUGAUUUAAAUUUUAAAACUGUAAAAAGGUAUGACCCCGAAUCCUAGGUCUACCCCACUUCUUUCACAAUAGAGGAAACAACAACAAAUUAUCACAGGAUGUUCCAGUCCUGCACAACUCCCCACGCCCACAAAAAUAAAA